Molecule: messenger RNA, 971 nt
Organism: Cucurbita maxima (winter squash)
Lineage: Eukaryota; Viridiplantae; Streptophyta; Magnoliopsida; Cucurbitales; Cucurbitaceae
Product: photosynthetic NDH subunit of lumenal location 1, chloroplastic
Exons: 8
Coding region: 119-829 (236 amino acids)
Biological process (GO): photosynthesis
Cellular component (GO): extrinsic component of membrane; photosystem II; photosystem II oxygen evolving complex
Molecular function (GO): calcium ion binding
Source: RefSeq, a predicted model, not a curated record
CGGGAAGGGAGAAAGAAACAACAGAAGAAGAAGAGUCGUCAAGAUGACCACAGAAACCCAACCCGAUCGGAUAGCAUUCUAAGUUUCCAUUUUUUUACAGAGCUUGUUUGGAUCAGAUAUGGCAGUUUCAACGUCAUGCUUGAGUUGGGUUCCGACGUCCGCAUCUAAUUGGAAGCCGAGGUUGCUUCCUUUCAAUGAGCCAUCAACAGCUACUUGUUCGUAUUCUUCCUGUACUACCGUCAUUUGCUCAACUGAGAGAACUUCCCGUGUGGAAAGUCAAUGCAAUAGAAGGCCGCUUCUGUUGGGAGUUGGAGCUCUAGCAACAAGUUUAUUUGCUGCACGUCCCCUAUUUGCUGAAGAAGUCCCGAAAAAUUAUCGAGCAUUUGUAGAUUCUACAGAUGGGUAUUCCUAUUAUUACCCUUCUGAUUGGAGGGAAUUUGAUUUUAGAGCACAUGAUUCGGCAUUCAAGGAUCGAUACCUGCAACUACAGAAUGUUAGAGUGAAGUUCAUACCAACAGAGAAAAAGGAUAUCCAUGAAGAAGGUUCAUUAGAUGAGGUUGUUAACUUUUUGGUAAAACAUCGAUAUGCUGCACCAAAUCAAAAGGCUACCAUAUACGACAUGAAGGAGCGAACGAUUGAUGGGAAAAAUUAUUAUACCUUUGAGUAUAAACUUAGUUCUAGAGCAUACUCCCGCACCUCCUUUGCAACCAUAGCCGUUGCAAAUGGUAGGUACUAUACUUUGAUAGUUGGGGCAAAUGACAGAAGGUGGAGAAGGUAUCGUGACAUGCUUAAAGUGGUUGCCGACUCAUUCAGAGUGUUGGAUAUCUGAGCUGUUUCUAAAGGUUGUAAAUCACUCGGUUUCUCUAUUUUAAAAGUUCCCUUUUCAUUUAAUAUGUAGCACUAUUGGAUAUUGUUGUAUAUAGUUGGUAUAUAGCUAUCUCCCUUGUAAGGUAUAUCUUUUCAGAGCUAAA